UCCCUCCAAGCUAGCAGCUAGGUCGCGGCUGGUGACCCGAGAAGAAGAGAUCGACGACUGAAGAAGAAGAAGAAGAAGGGAAUCGAUCGAUCGAGACUACCGGCCGGAGCAGAAGAGGAAGAUGCUGGCCUGCAUCGCGUGUGUGAAUAAAGAAGGCGGCGGCGGCGGCCGGGACCGCGAUGACGCCGCGCGGUCGGCCGGCGACACCCCGACGUGCAGGGAUCCCGUCAAGUCGCUCACCUCCCAGCUCAAGGACAUGGUGCUGAAGCUGUCCGGCACGCACCGGCAGGGCGCGCAGCACAGGCGCGGGGGAUCGCCGCCGCCGAGGGGCCGGGCCACCUCCAUCUACCGCAGCGGCUACUACCGGCCGGGCGUGGUGCAGGACGACAUGGCGGUGCCCCCGGCCACUUACCUGGGCGCGUCGAGCGCGAGCUCCACCCCGGCGUGGGACUUGCCCGGCCGCGCGGAGGGCGAGGCCAGGGAGUGGGCGGCGCAGGUGGAGCCGGGCGUGCAGAUCACCUUCGUGUCGCUCCCCGGCGGCGCCGGCAACGACCUCAAGCGCAUCCGGUUCAGCCGCGAGAUGUACGACAAGUGGCAGGCGCAGAAGUGGUGGGGCGAGAACAACGAGCGGAUCAUGGAGCUCUACAACGUGCGGCGAUUCAGCCGGCAGGUGCUCCCCACCCCGCCGCGCUCCGAUGACGGCGAGAGGGAAUCGUUCUACUCGCAGUCCCAGGUGGGCUCGAUGGCAGGAAGCCCUGCCGCCACCCCGUCGCCGGCGCCGCUCACCCCGGACAGGAUCAGCUGGGGCGCGUUCGCGCGGCCGGCGCCCCCGCCUGGCGCCGCGCGGCAGCACAGCUUCCGCCCGCUCUCGCCGCCGCCGCCGUCCUCGUCCAACCCAUCAGAGCGGGCCUGGCGGCAGCAGCAGCAGCAGCGGCAGAACGGAGGAGCAGCCGGCAAGAGCCCCGCGGCCUCAGAGGCCACCGCCACCGAGGCGGCGAGGACGACCACCUCGUCGAGGGACGACGUGUCCAUCAGCAACGCCAGCGAGCUGGAGGUGACGGAGUGGAUCAUCCAGGACGAGCCCGGCGUGUACAUCACCGUCAGGGAGCUCGCCGACGGCAGCAGGGAGCUACGCCGCGUCAGGUUCAGCCGCGAGAGGUUUGCAGAGCUGAAUGCGAAGCUGUGGUGGGAGGAGAACAAGGAGAGGAUACAGGCUCAGUACCUUUGAAACAACAAAGACUGAAUUCGGUUCUGCAGAACUUGGUGAUCUGUUGCUAGGGGCACAUCAUAAUCUGGUAUAAGUAUAUAUAUUAGAGUUUGUGUUUGAGUUUGGAGAGGAGAUGGGGGGCUGGAGAGAUAGGGGGUGAUUAUUUUUGGAGCCGGGAAAGAUAGGAGGGGAUCAGGAGACAAGGAAAUGUCCAUGCAUGUUUAGGGCACCUGGCAGCCCAGGUAACUUGUGAUUGGUGUAUCGUGCUAAAGUUUUA
This is a messenger RNA of Panicum hallii, 1484 nucleotides long. Its product is annotated as protein Brevis radix-like 4. The transcript has 5 exons. Bases 122 to 1228 code for a protein of 368 amino acids. The record is from RefSeq and is a predicted model, not a curated record. Lineage: Eukaryota; Viridiplantae; Streptophyta; Magnoliopsida; Poales; Poaceae.